Cydia pomonella (codling moth) is the source of this 3010-nucleotide messenger RNA. RefSeq lists its product as uncharacterized. NCBI's taxonomy places the organism in Eukaryota, Metazoa, Arthropoda, Insecta, Lepidoptera, Tortricidae. The coding region runs from base 56 to 2860 and encodes 934 amino acids. The record is from RefSeq and is a predicted model, not a curated record. The transcript is spliced from 3 exons.
UACGAACGUUCAGAGAGAUGGAGAUUUGCUGAUAAGUGUUUGUUAUUGUGUAAUCAUGAGUAUAUUGAAGGUUUUACCGUUGAUGUACUUGGUGGUGAAAACAUCCGCACUAUGGUUACCACGAUUGGACCCACUGCACGUAAAAGAAAAUAAUGAAAACUGUCUAUGCCCUACGGAAUCUCCCACGAUCAUCAACAGUUUGGAUUCAGAUCAUUCAGGUGUCGAGAGACUAGUUGUUUUCGUAUACAAGAAACCAAACACAGGUGAAAUUGUCAGCUUCAUUCCUCAAAAGGAACAUCAGAGAAAAAUUCCCGAUUUCCCCGACACGUAUGGUCACAUUCAUAAUAUUGACCAGAAUCCGUCUAUUAGAGAAAUAUUUGAAAUCAGUCCCAGCAAAGAUAUACGGGAACAUAAAACAUAUAUUGAACCUGUACCACAGCAUAACAUCAAUGAAGAUAAAGAAAACAUUGUAGUUCAUAAAAUACCUAAAGACUUUAAUGAACAACAUUCUUACACUGAGAUUAAAAUCCCGGAAUGGCAUAUGUCACAUGAUAAAAAUAAAGUGAAACCUGAAUCAAUUGAUUCAUAUCCACUGCAUAUAUCAGAAGAAAAUGACGACAAAAAACCAGAAAUUAUGAUCAAUGACAUUGACAUGAAAAUCCCCAAAUGGCAAAUGCAGAUUAAUAAGAAUAAAGUUAUACCUGAAAACAACCAUAAAAUAACAAAAACUAUUAUUGAUGGCAUUGACAUGAAAAUACCGGAGUGGCCAAUGCAACUUGAUGGAAUCAAAGUUAAACCUGAACAUUUUAUUUCACAACCAAAUGACUACAAAAAUACAGAAAUUAUGAUUGAUAACAUUGGUAUGAAAAUUCCGGAGUGGCCAAUGCAACUUGAUGAAAUCAAAGUUAAACCUGAACAUUUUAUUUUAAAUCCAAAUGAUAAGAAAAAUACAGAAAUCAUGAUUGAUAACAUUGGUACGAAAAUCCCGAAGUGGCCAAUGCAACUUGAUAGAAUCAAAAUUAAACCUGAACAUUUUAUUUCUCAACCAAAUGACCAUAAAAAUAGACAAAUUAUGCUUGAUAACAUUAAUAUGAAAAUCCCAGAGAUGCCUAUGCAACUUGAUGGAAUUAAAGUUGAACCUGAACAUUUAAUAUCAUAUCCAAAAAACCACAAAAAUACAGAAAUUAAGAUUGAUGACAUUGGAAUGAAAAUCCCGCAGUGGCAAAUGCAAAUUGAUCAGAAGACAGUUAAACCUGAACAUUUUAUUUCAAAUCCCCAGCAUAUAUCAGGACAAGAUGAUCACAAAAAGACAAACAUUGUAAUUGACACUGACAUUAAUAUUCCAAAAUGGCAAAUGCAACUUGAUGAAAACGAAGUUAUACCUGAACCAUUUAUUUCAUAUCCAAAUGGUCAGAAAAAUACUGAAAUUAUAAUCGAUGAAACUGGCGUACAAAAACCGGAAUUGGAAAUGGAACCUGAUGAAAACAAAGUUAAUCCUGCUCAAAUUAUUUCACAGCUUAUACCAGGAGGAAAUGACGACAUAAAGACAGAAAUUGUGAUUGAUGAUAUUAAACCUCCAACACAAGAUGUAUCGUCAGAACUUAUACAUGUUUCAGAAGAAAACAACCCAAAUUCUCACGAAACAUACCAUGCUCCUGUUAAACCAUUAAGAAAUAAUGAUAUUAGUUUGGAUGACUCUUCUUCUUCAAUAGAUUCGACCUUAAUAGACUCUUUAGAACCUCAAGAUCUGUUUGCAGAAAGUAACUCAGAACACACUUUACCAGGCGGGAUUGAAACGAUUUGGCAUAAAGAACCUUUAGACGAACCUAAUCAUUCCAUUCAUAUUAGACAUCCUCCAAUCGAGAAAUUCCGGUUUCCGGUUGAUCAAGAGGUUAAAUUUCCAGCAUUCCGAAGAAUGAAAGUGCCUCGAAGAGACAAAUUUGGCAGAAUUAUAGGUUGGACUUUCAAAACCAUUAAAACUUAUUGGAAAGGAGGUUCACGUAUCCCUAAUCAUUGGGACAAAUUUCGAACAGAUCAGUACAAACCUUUUAAUUACAAUUAUCAUUAUAUAGAAGAUCCAGCCUUCGACCAUUGGCUUAGAGAGCAACUCAGAAUCACAACUCUCAAUGGUAAUAGAAUACCUUCAAGCACAGCAGAUAUCAUAGCAUUGGACAGAGCAAUAAGAAACGUUCUUUUGCAAAACGGUUGGAUUGUUACUGGCGAGGGAACUCUUAUAGAUGGCAGUGGUAAAAUGUCAAGCCUUGAUAACCUAAAGCUUAGACCAAUUUUAGUGGGAAAACCAUUUUCUUACGAUCGCUUGAUGAAACAAAGUACACACGAGUAUAAAGCGUCAUCAAAUAUUCCCUAUUUAGAAGGAUUGUUACUCACAAUGAUAAAGCCAGCAAAAAUUUUAGGAAUUGUGCCCUUAUCUAUUACUCCACAUAAACAUCAUUCUGAGGCCGGUGUUCAGGGGCGUAGUUCCAAAGAUCAACAAAGCUUAUUGAGAGUUUUGCCUAUUGAAGAAUUAGUGUCGUUUAGGAAAGAUACCCAUAAGACAAAAAAACCUCAGGACUCAACCAAAAAUAAAUCAGAAAAAUCUCAGAUCUCGAGCAGAAAUAAAUCUCAAGACGCUGCAUUACUGAGACAAGCCUUGUCAGAGAUACAACCGCAAUACGCAAAGGGAUCACUAACAACCCUGAAACAAGGAAAAGGGCAGGUAAAGCACAGGGAUUUUGGAAUCUAUGGUACUCAUAGAAUUAUAACUCCUGAGAUGCCGGAGUGGAGGAUAAUUGGAGGUAAUUCUGCAACCAGCAGUGGUACUCCUUUAGAGUGGAAGGGUAGAUCUGGUUUAAAUGGAUAAAAAAGCUAAGAUUGGCAUAAUAUUCCUAAUUAUGUUAAUAUUAAGUAGAGUUAAGAACAUUAGAUUAUUAAAUUAAUUUGACGACCCAGGCUAGUAUCCGUAUUAUUCCGAAACUAUUUUGAAGCAUUAAUAAAAGGGAUCCCAGAAGCA